AGGGGAAGACAUAAAGAAGGAAGGAACACUAGGCUGGAUCUCAACUUCAAUAACUGGAUCGCCAUUUACAAUAUCUACAGUAUCGGAGGAGGAGGAGAGUGCUACUACUACCGUACUACCGCACUGCCAGCAUUAUCGCUAUCUUCGCCGUUUGCGACCCAGCAAGCAAGCGGACAAGCCGAGUGCCGCCGACGGAAGGGGGAGGAAUUUCACUCACGAUAAUUCACGCACUGACACCACUACCGCCGCCUCUGUCGACACUGCCAAUUUAUCACCACCACCACCGCCACUAACACCUCCAUUAAACUGCUAAAGGGUCGAACAAAACCCACCAAAAUGUCAAUCUGGGCCUCCAAACCCACCCCGCCAACACCUCCCAUCCACACGACCGGCAAAACUUAUCACUCAACCCUCCUCCUCCUCCUCGCGCACUCCCUCGAGCCAUUCCCAACGCCGGCGCCGGACCCCAGCCAAAUAAUCGAAGUCCCCUCACUUCUACCGCCGCCUCCGCACCGACGCACAUUUCCGGCCGCUUCUGCGCCCUCGCGUGGUAGGAGUACUCGCGAGGCGGUGAGGAAGAAUAGUUCCUGGUGGGAGGAGUACGGCAGUGAGGCGUUGCGGGUGCGGGAGGAGGUGGAUGAUCUCCAGCAUGACUUGAGACUCGCGGCCCGAUUACAGAAUCGGGUUUUGGAAAUUGAGGAGGGGGAGAGGAGGGCCACAUGGGGUGGUCGGGCACCACUAGGGACCACGGAGGAGAUUAAAGUGCUGAAGAAGGAGUGGGAGGGGGCGGCUGCGGGCGUUGUUGCUCUUUCGUAAGUUCCCCCUCUCUCCUUUUCUUUACGCCCCUCGGCGGUGUAUUAAUUUGUGCGCGGUGGAAUAGGCGACGUAAACAAACGGCCACAACACCAUCUACACCCCGAACUCCACUCCCAGCGGCUCCCUCCUCCGGCGCAUCGACGGGAUUACCCACCCCCCGCUCAAGCGGAACCCCACGAAUAUCUGAGGGCUGGUUUAGGGAUAGUCGGCGGAGUCUCGGUUUCGACACACAGCCUUCUGUCAAGCCGCGGGAGGAAUCUGGAAAUCGAAAACGGAGAAGUGCCGAGGACGGAGAUGUGUUCACCCCGCCGCCAUCUCCGCCACCUUUAGGUAGCGGGGGAGAAGCGUGGAAGAGCGAUAGCGCGGCAGAGCUGCCAAAGUUCGAGUAUAUCCCUAUUAAGGUGCCGCCUUUGGUUAAGUACGCCAUUUGAGUAGGCAGCUUGACGGGGGUUGCGGGCUUAUGUUAGUUAGAUGAGGGCGAAACGGGAUGCGACGAGGGUUUUUAGACGGGGCGUUGGGGUUAUUUCAUGAUUUGUGCAUAUCUAUCAUGUGCUGGACUGGAUGGGAUAGAUGGGAUUGGGUGGGGGGGAUAUUACCAUAUCCUUUUAUUUAUUAUACUUGUUUAUUUAUUCGGGGGCUUUACAAUACGUUGAAUUGUAUACAAUUGGUCUUUUCUCUCUCCUUCUCGAUAGAUACCGUGGUUUUCUUACGUCGUUGCGUUGAUAUGGGUAAAUUAUGAUAGCUUGUUCAAGGAUGAGCUCCACUGAUAUCAUACCUGAUUGGCAGAGAGGUGGUAUAGAUACUGCCCAAAAAUGGCAUGGGCACGUAAAUGUGAAUGCCAUAUAUGUAUGUACGCCGAAGGUGAUAUAAAAAAGGGAGGAAAAAAAAAACAACGAAUAAAAAACUCCACAAAAACACCAACUCCAGGAACAAACUAGAUACUCCGGCCCAGAAUUUGCAAGGGAAAAAGGGAAAAGGGAUGGAAAUAUGCAAAGAAGCCCCUCCCACUCCACGGUCCCGCCACAGUCGUUGGCACACCAUCUAUCUGAUCUACUCCUCAAAGGUGGGCCCCCAUCCCACCAUCCCCCCACUGCUCUUGCCCUGCCCCUCCGAAAUACACAUCUGCUUGUACACCUCCCCAGCCACCUCCUUCAAGAACCUCCCUCUCUCCGCCCCAUCAUUCCUGACCUUGUGCAACCCCUUGGCCACAACGAUCGCAUACCGCUGAUUAUGCUCCUCCUCGCUCCAUCGCACGAUAGGCAGGAGAGUAUCCAACCCCCUAACCAGCAACCCCUCCACGAAACCUUCCAAUUCCUUCAGCACCCUCGCUUCCGCGCCCUCCGCAUCCGUGGGUGUGGUCACGACACCGUACAUCCUGGCCAAUCUCUCCUCUUUCAGGAACGGCUGUAGCAGGACAGAGAUGCAGUUCCAGACUUUCAACAUGUCCAGCACUUGCUCCUUCGAGAAGCCGCCCCUCUGCAGCCACUCCUCCUGCGCACUGUGCGGGGACAAGGUCGGGGAGAAGAGCGUGCAGUAGGACCACACAUUGAAGAGCGCUUCUUCGGUAGCGAAGGUGUUACCCGGGCAAAAGUACUCGCAGCGGACGGAGAUCAGGGAUGAGAAUGUGCGGACAGUGUCGGUUGCUACCGAGUAGUGCUCCGCGUAUGUCCUUGGUGUGUA
Molecule: messenger RNA, 2496 nt
Organism: Tuber aestivum (summer truffle)
Lineage: Eukaryota; Fungi; Ascomycota; Pezizomycetes; Pezizales; Tuberaceae
Source: the annotation of a GenBank genome assembly